UGAAGCACAAGAAAGACAACGUACAGUACUUUGUAGGAACAAAACAAAACAUAACUCGACAGAAAUAAAUCAUAACCAUGACCGUGACCGCCGGACAAAUCCUCACCGCAGAAACAGUCCCUGCGUAUCUCAAAGACCAGUGGGAAGACCUGGGCAUCGGCAAGGCUCUAGACUGCACGACCACCGCCGAAGAGGCACUAGAGGGAAUCGUUGUGAACGCCAUUCAGGGGGGAAACGUCAACUACGCCUUUUGCAUCGAGCUUCCCGCGCUUGCCAAAAAGGUCUUUCUCAAGCAGGCUCCGGAAUUUGUCGCCAUUUUCGGACCGGACGGUUUCCCCCUGACCUCGGAGCGCAUGCAGCGUGAAAUGGAUGUCUAUUCGGAAUGGAAGGGGCUCCUUGGGGACGACCUCGGCAAGAAAUACCUGCCGGAAAUUUAUGCCUUUGACAGUGAGUUUUUGGUGAAAAAAAGAGUUUGAAGACGUAUAGAUGAAUGGCUCGUAAUUUGGCAUCUCGCGGUAGGAAUACAGGAUGAGGAUGUGUUAGUCUAGUUGACUUCAACGUCGAAAUGGAUUGUUCGGUCAGAACUAGCACACUCGGCGGCAAUAGGGGACUGAACAGAUUUUUGGUCAUGCGAUAUCACUUUUUCUCGRAAAAYAUGGCUGAAGGUUGCAUGGAUUYGACACGACAGGACGCGAUAAUUAUUCACCCCUCUAUUCCAUCCAUCACUCCGAUCUCCAAAUAGGGGRGCGACGAUUCUGUUUCCUUUUUCUGAUUUGCCAUGUGUUCAGUGCAGUUCAUUUCUUGGUUGUCGCUCACUGAUCGYGUUGUUUGUUCGUUCACGUGUUUCUUCCUGGURUUAUGAAAAAACUCGACAACAACAUCUUUUAUUUUYAUGCAACAACACCCAAUGACAAAACGCGUAUUCGACAAAAUUGACCAAAAUCGACACAACCACACCAGAAAAAUCCAUGGUGGUAGUUAUGGAAUUCUUUGACGGAUAYGAACUUCUCGACCACGUCCUGGUCGACGAAAAGGGGGCCUCCGCCCUGGACCAAAAGGGCAUCGGGGAGGCCCUCGGCGAUUUCAUGGGACGUGUCCACGCGGCCUCGUACUCGUCCAAGUACCUGGCCGCCGACGAGGGGCAGGCACGCGUCGACUAUCUCAAGGAGCAUUUUGAGAACCGCGAGAUGCGGGACGUCCAACUAGAGUUCGUCUUUAGCAAGUGUUACAAGGAGGCGACGGACGAGCAACGGGCCGGAUUGACGCUCUCGGACGAAUUCUUGGCGGAGGUCGAACUCCUCAAGAAACAAUACGACGGCAAGGCCGGGGACGACGCCUUGGUCUUGACCCACGGGGAUCUGCACCCCGGUUCGGUCAUGGUCGACCCCUCAAACACAAGUGUCAAGGUGAUCGAUCCCGAAUUCACCGUGUACGGUCCGGCGGGUUUGGACGUCGGAUCCCUCCUCAGCGGAUACUGCCUGGGGGCGAUCCACCAGGAAUACUCUAGGAAUCCCGCCGUCGUCGAGGACAUUGUAGCGGGUGCCGAGGCCAUCUGGGCUUCCUAUAGCCAAGCCCUCGCCGAUGGUGGGCUCACGAGCGAGCAGAUUCGGGCGAUCGAGGUCGAGACGGUCGGAUUCACCGUCGCCGAGGUCUGCCGGACUGCCCUCGAAUUCGCGGGUGGCCGAAAGUGGCUCCAGUUUCCCGACGACGAGGACACGAAAAAGAAGGCAUGCAAGGCGGCACUUGGCUUGGUCCAGAAGUGCAUGGUAGGCCGUCACGAAGGGGGGAUGACCCUUUUGUUCACCGAAAUGAAGCGCAAGCAUUUCGAUCAAUAAUAGCAACAAUAAUACAAAACCCAAACCCAAACCAAAAACAACAAUAGAACAAUACGCAGCACAGCACAGCACAAAACAAAACAAAGAACCCAACAUGAAAGACACAAAUGCAAAGGAACAUAGGAAAAGAAUCGAUGUAGGUCAUAACUUUGAAAGUCACUGCGUGAGAUAUUGCCAUAGUGUCAAAACCUAUAUAUGCC
This is a messenger RNA of Pseudo-nitzschia multistriata, 2035 nucleotides long. The record is from the annotation of a GenBank genome assembly. NCBI's taxonomy places the organism in Eukaryota, Bacillariophyta, Bacillariophyceae, Bacillariales, Bacillariaceae.